AUGAUGAAGACAUUUAGUACUCAACUAGAUCAUCCACUGAUUGUUGAAGUAGUAUUCGAAAGUAAUGAAAAGAAAAUUAAUAGUAACACUUCCAAUACUUCUACUAACAAUAGCAGUAUUACAAGUACUAAAAGUACUGUUAGUAGUAAUAGUGGUAGUAGUACAUCAACCGAUAGUAGGGAAAAUAGUCUUUCGAAUAAUAAUACUACUGAAAAUAGUACGAAUCAAUCAAGUCAUCAUGAUGAAGCACCUGUUGUUUCUACUUCAAUUGAUUCGAAUUAUGAUGAACUUAUCGUGGGUUUGAAGAGUACUAGAGCUAGUGAAAUUCUCUCAGUACUAUUGAAUCAAUAUUCAGAGAUGAGUAUAAUUGGAGAAGGUGCUUUUGGAAAAGUUUUUAAAGCAACUCGAAAGUUGGACUCUAAAAUUGUAGCAAUCAAAGUUGUUCCAGUUACUUGUAUUGAGGGGACGAUGGAUUUUAAUGAAGGAACCAAGACAAUAGUGUUCAGUCACAAUUAUUCGAUCAAAGUUUAUGAAAUGUUUACAUUAUUUGAUGUAUUUUGUAUUGUAAUGGAAUAUAUGGAGCUAGGAAGCAUGAAAAAGGCCAUUAUUGAAAAAAAGAUACCUCUUUCCAAUGAAAUGAUAUUCCAAUGUAUUUAUCAGUUGUGUGCUGCUUUACAUUAUUUCAAUCAACAGAAAAGAGGAAUAAUUGUGCAUCGAGAUAUUAAACCUUUGAAUAUCCUACUAAGAAAGUUUGAUCCUAUUGGAAAUCGGAUUGAAAUUGUACUUGCGGAUUUUGGUGGAAGUACUGUUAUAUCAGAUAGUUUAACUUCUUUGAGUUUGGCUGGAACGGAACAAUACCUAGCACCUGAAAUACUUUCGUCUAAUGAGAGGGUUCUUCCCUAUUCUAUUAAGAGUGAUAUCUUUGCAAUUGGAGUAUCUGUUUAUCAGUUGUUAACCUUUGAUUUACGUUCUAGAUGUGCUAACAUUUCCAUGGAAGAAAUUGAAAACUCGUUGAAAUUAGCAAAAUGUGAUAGCUCCAUUAUUGACCUAUUGCUCAAAAUGUUGGCAAAGGAUCCUCUCUCAAGACCUUCCUACGAAAGCAUAUUAUCCAAUCCAUUAAUAAUGAAAAGCUCUGAUAGAGCAGAAACUUUUAUUGCUGAAAGUGAGAGAAAAGCUAUUCUUGCCAUGGAUUGUAAAAACUAUAAGGAAGCAUUUCAAUUAAUGUUUGAAAUUUUCACCACACAUAGAAACUUUGAUUUCAAUUCCAUGCAAAAUAUCAUUCACUUGUUGAAAUAUUAUUCAGACAAGAAGGAUCUCAAGAGAUUAUUAGACUGCUGCAAUUUUGAAAUGACAAACAAUAGCAAUUCAAAUGCCACUUUUCUGUUAGGAGCAAUGCAUGAACAUGGGUAUGGUGUGAAACAAAACUAUAGAAAUGCUAUUAAAUAUUAUUUGGAGAGUAAUACUCCGUGGGCUCUUAAUAGAUUAGGAUUAAUGUACGAAAAUGGUACUGGAGUUAAGAAAGAUGUUGAUAAAGCUUUUGAAUAUUUCCAGAAAUCAGCAAAAUUAGGAUUUCAUGAAAGUCAACUACAUGUUGCCUAUUUCUUUAAAAAUGGUUGUGGAAGUGUUGUAAAAAAUGAUGAUUCUGCAAAAUAUUGGUAUGAACAGAGUGCAUCUAAUGGAAAUAUGACAGCCAUGUGUGAUAUGGGAAGAAUUCAUUUGAUGGGCAUUGGAACUAAAGUGGAUAAAGAAUUGGCAUUCAAAUACUUUUCCAGGAGUGCUAGUGGUGGCAAUAUCAAUGCAAAUGCAUGGCUUGGAAUUAUGUAUGAAGAGGGAAAUUAUGUUCCACGUGAUUUAGCCAAAGCUUGUCACUACUAUGAAAAGGCAGCAGAUGCUGGAAUUCAAUCUGCCAUAUCAAAGAUUAGAAAAUUAGCUGAACAAGGAGAAAAAUCUGCAAAAGUUGCUGUGAAAAAGUACAAUGGAUUUUUCAGUAAAUUACUGAAUCCAUAA
This is a messenger RNA of Naegleria gruberi, 2007 nucleotides long. RefSeq lists its product as uncharacterized. The transcript is spliced from 2 exons. Gene Ontology annotation, biological process: protein phosphorylation. The coding region runs from base 1 to 2007 and encodes 668 amino acids. Lineage: Eukaryota; Heterolobosea; Eutetramitea; Acrasida; Naegleriidae. Gene Ontology annotation, molecular function: ATP binding; protein kinase activity; protein binding. The record is from RefSeq and is a predicted model, not a curated record.